AUGCUAAUGAAAGCCGAUCACAAAGCAAUACAUGAGAAGGUAGAGAAGAAAGCAGAGGAGGAGAGACGAUAUGCUGCAGAGCUUUCAUCCCAUGCACCUGAGUUUGUGCUUGGAUUGAGACCCCACACAGUCUGGGAGAAGAUGCACGUUAGUCUUGCUUGCGUUAUCCAGGGAGCACCUUCCCCUCGGGUCAAAUGGUAUAAAGACGGAGUUCUGAUUCAACCAACAGCUGUUCCUGGCAAAUACACGAUUGAGAAUAAAAUUGGUUUGCAGACUCUUGAGAUUAGUAGAUGCAGCCCUGAGGAUUCUGGUGAGUACUCUGCAGUAGCUUCAAAUGAUCAUGGAGAGGCAACAUCACGUGCUACAGUUCUUGUGAAAAGGCAUCAAGGCUCAGAUUCAGGAGGUGACUCUCUCAGGCUGGAAUCCAGUCAACUUGAGGUGGAUGUUGAUAUUGUUGGUGGGUUUGAAGCUUCUUUUGGUAAAGAGGGAGAUUCUUUAACCCUGACCUGCACCUUCUCAUCAGCCUUGACAAGCAACCUGGGAGACUUCUGUUGGCUUAGGGAUGGUAUUUUGCUGAAGGAAUCCAAAUGGUUAAAGAUUGAGUGCUCUGAUAAAUCCACCAAACUGACUCUCCCUCACAUCCAUAAGGAAGAUGAGGGCCUCUAUACCAUGUGCCUUCUCACGCGGACUGGUUAUAAGGAGCACAGUGGAUAUGUCUUUGUUAAAGAUGCUCCAGCUGCAGAAGCAGGAGCUCCAGGUUCACCACUGGAUGUGGAAUGUCAUGAUGUUAACAAAGAUUAUGUGUUUAUUACCUGGAAACCACCGAGUGCUGAUGGAAGGAGUCCGGUGAUUGGUUAUUUCAUUGACAGAUGUGAGGUAGGAAGUGACAAAUGGAUUCAGUGCAAUGACGUUCCUGAAAAAUUGUGCAAGUUUCCUGUUAUGGACCUAACUGAAAACCGAACUUACCUGUUCUGUGUUCGAGCGGUUAAUGCUGCAGGAAUCAGCAGACCUUCACGGAUCUCUGAACCAGUCACCACAAUUGAUCCUACAGCUGGAGCCAGAAUCAUAAGUAUGAAACUAGGGAAAGAAAGCAAGAUUGUGAUCACUAAAGAUGAGCUUGAAGGCGAAGUCCGCAUCCCACUUGCUCCAACUAAUGUUCACGUUACUGAAAUUGGACAAACCUAUGCUGCCCUCUGCUGGAAUGAACCUUGCCCCCGUGGCAGAGAAUCAGUCGUGUACUAUGUGGAAAAGUCAGCAGCUGGAAGUGGCAGUUGGCAAAGAGCAAACUUAAAAGUCCCUGUGAGCUGCCCAAGAUUUGCUGUCACUAACUUAGUCAAAAAUAAGUUAUAUUGCUUCAGAGUCCGAGCUGUCAAUAAAUAUGGGAUCAGUGAGGCGUCCCAGCCUUCUGAAACCAUUUCAUUUGGACAAAUCUCAGCUGCUCCUUCUCCACCAUAUGACAUUGUACCUGUCAGAAACACGAGGACGUCUGUGAUGGUCCUGUGGAAAGGGCCUGAAGAUGAAACCGAACUCCUAGGUUUUUACGUUUAUGUUUGUGAAGUUGGGACAAACAAUUGGGAAACCUGUAACAACAAACCUGUGACUUCAAAGAGUUUUGCAGUCCAUGGCCUCAUUCCUGGAAAGAAGUAUGUAUUUCGAGUGAAAUCUGUCAAUCCAGCAGGACUCAGUGACUAUUCUGUUGAAUCAACACCAAUCAUGGUGAAUAAUACCAUCUCUCUUCCAUCAGCUCCUUAUGGCCUGACACAACUGAACUCGGGGAAGAAUGAAAUGGUUAUUGGCUGGAAGGAACCAAAGUUCCCUAUUGGAGCAGAAAUCUUGGGCUAUUUCCUGGAUUCCUGUGAUGUAGUAGAAGCUGAGUGGCACGAAGUUAAUAUUAAACCUAUAAACGCAAAGAUUUACAAGGUCCAAAACUUAACAGAAGGCUCAUUAUAUCAAUUCCGAGCCUUCGCAAUGAACUGGGCUGGUGUUGGACAACCAUCUGAAGCCAGUGACCAAUUUAAAUGUGAAGAAUGGAUGAUGCCACAUCCUGGGCCACCUUUCGAUGUGAGAUUUAUUGAGGUUCGCAGCACCUCUUUGUUGCUUCUGUGGCAGCCUCCACUGUACACAGGAAAAGAUCCUCUAGCUGGCUAUUUCGUUCAGAUGUGCGAAACUGAUUUGGAAGAGUGGAAAACCUUAACUAAAGAGCCAAUACUUAAAACACACAUGAGGCAAUACCCUUACAGACCUAUCACUCCAGUGAAGAAGUACAUUAUUCCUACACCAAGUUGCCUGUCCAACCUUAAGAUUUGUCAUUUGGAAGAAGGCAAAACCUACAUAUUCCGUGUACUGGCAUUCAAUUCAGCUGGAACUGGUCUACCAUCAUUGCCAUCUGACCCUGUUCGAACUGAAACCAAACCAGGCACCACAGAGAUAAAUGUCGGUGUGGAUGAAGAUGGAAAUAUUUUCCUGGCACUGCAGAACUCUGAGGCCACCGAUGCACCAAAGUUUAUUUGGUCCAAGGACUACCAAGAAAUUACAACCCCUGAGAGAGUGCGGAUUGAAACAACAGAAGACAUAUCUAAACUGAUCCUGAUUGACCCCUCAGAAGAGGAUUUAGGUACUUACUCUGUCAUAGUAACCGGAACUGAUGGUGUUUCCUCUAGUCAUACUUUAACAGAUGAAGAGCUCCAGAGUUUAAAGAAACUGAGCCAUCGAAAAAGAAACCCACUAAUUCAUGUGAAGUCUAAUUGGGCUGCUGAGCUGCUUGGGAAGGAUGCUGUUCGACUCUGGUUGCAGGUCGAGAGUUUAUCCCCAGCUGCGCAUUUACGAUUCAUCGUUAAUGAGAAAGAAGUUUCAAGCACUCCGACCCACAAGAUUAAUUUUGAUAAAGCCAAUGGGAUUAUAGAAAUGAUCAUUCAAAACUUCUCUGAAGAAGAUGAAGGCUCCUACACAGCCCAGCUCCAGGAUGGGAAAGCCAAGGGGCAGGUCACGUUGGUUCUGAUCGAUGAAAAGUUCCGAGAUAUUUUAUCAGAGUUUAAUUUCCAAAGGAAUGAUUGGAAGAGAAAACAAGGGCCUUAUUUUGAAGAGUACUUGCACUGGGAAGUGACAGAAGAAUGUGACCUCCUUCUCACCUGUAAGGUGUCAAACACAAAGACCCAAACCAGCAUUGAAUGGUGCAAAGAUGGGAAACAAAUUACAGAUGUUAUAUACGAUCCCCAGAGUGGCACCAGUUCCCUUUCAAUCUCACAGGUCACUAAGAAGGAUGAAGGAGUUUAUAAAACAGUAGUGGCGGAUGAAAGGGGACAAGAUUCUAGUGUUCUCGAGAUGCUCAAUCAAGCAUUUGAUGACAUUCUCAAGGAAAUCUGCAGAAUUGGUGGCACUUCUGCUUCUGAAUUGAAAGUACAGGCCACAGCCGAUGGAAUAAAGCUUUAUUCCUUAACAAAGUGCAACAUGGAGUACAUGAAAAACACCUGGUAUUUAAACGAAAAAACCCUGGAAUCUCAAGAAAGAAGGAGAAUGGGAUCUGAUAAUCAGCAGGUUUGGCUGCAGAUCUCCAAUCCAACUGAAGCAGACAAGGGGAAAUACACCUUGGAAAUGUUUGACGGUAAACAGACAUAUAAACGAGUCCUUGCCUUAUCAGAACAAGUUUUUAAUGAAGCAAUAGCUGAAUAUCAAAGACUGAAGCAGGCGGCAAUUGCAGAAAAAAACAGAGCUAAAGUGGUCAAGGGUCUACCUGAUGUUAUUAACAUCAUGGAGGACAAGACCCUGUGCUUGUCUUGUAUCAUUUCUGGAGAUCCCAUUCCAGAAGUUUCCUGGCUGAAAAAUGAUAGAAAACUAGUUUCUGGUGAACACUAUCAGGUCGCUGUUGACAAGACCACAGUUACGUUCAGCAUCCAACAGGUCACUUCCGAAGACUCUGGAAAAUACAGUGUGUUUGUAAAGAACAAAUAUGGUUCUGAAACAGCUAGUGUAACAGUAGGUGUCUAUAAACAUGGAGAAGAGUCAGGGAAAGAAUAAUUUCUCAAUGAAAAGCCUUCAGGUCCCAGAUUUAUAACAACCCUACAUUGAGGAUAAAAGGUUCACUAGCAAACAUUUUUUUUUGUGAAAUAUUCUGAGUUCCAGAAAACAACAUUAUAGUUUGUGGUGCUAUUAGUGCUUUAAUUUAAAGGCAAUAUGGAAAUUUGCAGUUAGGCCUUGGAGUGCGAUAAUAAUCACUUUGAAGAAGAAAUGGAAAUCCGUAUCUUCAAGAAGGUGACGGGAGACAACAAUUAGGAAAAUCUAGGAAAUGAGGUGUAAGCUCAGGGUCUGCGGCAGAACAAUUUCAUUCUUGGAGUAAAAGACAUUUGGAGAAAUCAGUCAAACCUGUUUCAAAAGACAAUUGGACACUUUCAGAAGAGAGAAGAGACUAAGGUUCAGUGAGAAAGCAACGAAUUUGGAGGGUAGAGGUGGGAGGGUGAAUGGCUUUGGGUAGAUGUGCCAAAUAGGGAUAUUAGGUCCAAAGACUUUCUCUUGCUGUUAACAAUUUAUACACUCUUAUCUACCUCCCCAUUUUCCAAACUAUAGGGGGCACUUAUCAUCUUUAUAACCUGAGCAUUUUGAAUCACUUGGCCAAAGCACAGAAAAGAAAAUCUGAUGGAAAGGAUCACAUGCCCUUAAGUACUUGCUGGAGUUUCUUUCCUUUGUCCUAGUUCCUCCUGCAUUUGUUGCUGUGAAAAUGAAGUGACGAUGUAGGGGCAAUAUUGCUGGCCAGGAAAGAACCACAGAAUGGGGCUAAAAUGGAGCUGUGUUCCCAAACUCAAGAGGUGGAAAUGAGCCACACUCCUUGCUCUCUUUUGCAGCUCAGUAAAUCCUACUGGAAAUGCCGUGUGUGGGUGUCAAGUAAGGACAUACUGGCCUUUUCUCUAAUGUGCCUCAAGUUUAAAUGCUUGUGGUCUGUCUGAGUUUACAUUAACUUCUCUAUUGGUUUCUCUCAAUAAGCCAGUUAAUUUCUAUUGUAUAAAUUUAUGGCAUUCAAUGUUGGAAAUUUAUUUUAAACAUAUGUGCCACAUAAUGUUAAAAAGUAUCACUAAUACUGACAUGGUGGGUUAGACACAGAUCGUUAUCUCUGGGAUCUCCAUUAAAAUACAGCCCAGGUUGAUGGGAUGAAAAUUUCCUUUGUCGGCUGGUUAGAAUUCUACAGCAAAUAUGUUUAAAUGGGUCUCAGUUCAGUUCCUAGUGUGCAUCAGCCUGAAACACAAAAUGGCCCUAUGUUGUCAAUCCCCAGGUAACACUGAUUUAGGGACUGGAACUAGAUUAUACUAAUGUAGUGCAUCUUAUUCAUCAGGGCUGGGGGCUGAGGCAUAUUUUUGGGGCAGAAUGCUGGAAACUCUAUCCAACCCAGCAAUAUAUGACCUGGGAAUGCUGGUACUGAAAGUGGGUGCCGUAGGGAAAGUGCUUCAUUCUCCAACAUGAAAACCCUUCAUCCUUGAUCACAAUAACUCGAAUAAAACAUAAUGGAAAUAUUAGUCAUCUUCAGAUUACCGUGUUAAACAUCCAGAGUGUUGUGCAUAAAAGCAGUUUCAUAGUUCAGAGGUAGCCAUGACCUCAUUGUUUUUCAUUCAUUCAUGGGAUGUGGGCCUCACUGGCUGGGCCCAGCAUAUAUUGCCCAUUCCUAAUUGCCCUGGAGAAGGUGGUGGUGAGCUGCCUUCUUGAACUGCAGCAGUCC
Molecule: messenger RNA, 5701 nt
Organism: Carcharodon carcharias (great white shark)
Lineage: Eukaryota; Metazoa; Chordata; Chondrichthyes; Lamniformes; Lamnidae
Gene: myom3
Product: myomesin 3
Exons: 37
Coding region: 1-4014 (1337 amino acids)
Molecular function (GO): protein binding
Source: RefSeq, a predicted model, not a curated record